Messenger RNA from Cricetulus griseus (Chinese hamster), 676 nucleotides. The record is from RefSeq and is a predicted model, not a curated record. NCBI's taxonomy places the organism in Eukaryota, Metazoa, Chordata, Mammalia, Rodentia, Cricetidae.
CAGGAAGUAGAGUCUGCCUGAGUUCGGGUGGAAGGCGGCCACUGGAGGAGAGCAGGGUGCAGCGCCUGCAGGCUUUGGAGAGAGAGCCGCAAUGUUCCGGAUCGAGGGUCUCGCGCCGAAGCUGGAUCCCGAGGAGAUGAAACGGAAGAUGCGCGAGGAUGUGAUCUCCUCCAUUCGGAACUUCCUCAUCUACGUGGCCCUGCUGCGAGUCACGCCAUAUAUCUUAAAGAAGUUGGACAGCAUAUGAAGAUUGGGAUCACAUGGAUGCAUGGCAUGAAGAACCUGGUGACAGUUUCUCCUCCUGUCUGCAGAUGAAUUGGCCCAGAAAGGUGUAAGACUGAUUAAAUGGACAUAAAAACUCUACUUGUUAAGAACAAGUUGGGCCUUGGGAACUGACCUUCAUAGCUGAAAUAUAAAACUGUUUGGGAAGUGCAGAAAGAUGUCUUGUGGUCUGGUGUGCCCUUGGGCCUGUGAGAGCCACCUCUGUGAGUGUUGAUGGAAAUGUCAAACUCUAAGGGGCUUAUUUCUGAAAUGGUACUGUCUUGGCAGUCAUUUCUGUUUACAACUUCUGUAUUUUCGAAGAGUCUGUUUGAUGGAAGUCAGCAUACACCCACAAUGACAUUUAAGCACAGAACCACCAGUCUAUAUUUUUAAUAAACAUUCUGAUGAAAAAAGC